GGCUUGGAGACAGUUGCCUGGCGCGGCGGAGGAGGCGGUCGAUGGGGGCGCGGCUCAGCAUGGCCACCUGGGCGCCUGGCCGGGCGCCGCUGGGCUUCCCCACGCUCCCCCUCGCCAAUGGCUUACACAUCCCCGUGCUGGGGCUGGGUACAUCCCAUCAAGGUGGAUAUUCCCAUGAUGCUGUGGUGUAUGCACUACAAAAAUGUGGCAUUCGUCAUAUUGAUACAGCAAAAAGAUACGGCUGUGAAUUACUUCUUCAGAAUGCUAUCAAAGAAAGUGAUGUGAAGCGAGAGGACCUCUGGAUAACUACCAAACUCUGGCAUAGUGACUAUGGCUAUGAAAACACAAAACAAGCCUGCCUGGAUUCAUGCAAAAGACUUGGUGUUCAGUACCUCGAUCUUUAUUUGGUACACUGGCCUGAUGCACAAGUUCCUGGUAAAAGUAAUCGUAAGGUCCGAGCGGAAACCUGGAGAGCCAUGGAGGACCUAUAUGAGAAAGGUUUAUGUCGGUCUAUUGGUGUAAGCAAUUUUCUCAUUAAUCAUUUGGAGCAACUAAAGGAAGAUUGUAAGAUAACCCCACAUGUUAAUCAGGUUGAAUAUCACCCUUUCCAAAGGCCCCAAGAGCUGGUGGAUUAUUGUAGAAGUAGAAACAUUGUUUUUGAAGGCUACUGCCCAUUAGCCAAAGGCGAAGCUCUUACUCAUCCUAAUAUAAUUCAGCUGGCAAAGAAAUAUGGCAAAACCCCUGCACAGAUCUGUAUACGUUGGAGCAUACAGAAUGGGAUCGUCACUAUUCCAAAAUCUACAAAAAUAGAAAGGAUACGGGAAAACUGUGAGCUACUUAUCCAUCCUCAGCACCAAACAGGAAUAAUUACAGCUACUGCCAAACGAUUAAAGAACAACUCUGAUGACUUGCAAGGGGACCAGGACUUCAGGGUUAAGAGCGCAAACCUCCAGGAUUCUGAGAACCUUCACCAUCCACUGAAAUAAAAACCAACAUAGACCCUCAGAUUAAUUUGGCUCAGUUUUAAUACUACUGCAUCCCCCACCCAGUGGUUGUUUAACACAUAUCCACUGGUGAUAACAUCAGAUGAUCUCUGCUAAGUGUGAACUGAACAGGGCCAGCAUUAAGAGAUCUACUGCCCUAAACAAAUGCCCAGAGGGCCACUUGUACCAGAUCUCAGUCAUCCAUGCAAAGAACUCCAUAAGGUUUUGCUGCUUUUAAAUGUUGCCAUCAGUGGCCCUCUUGCUCAGCCUGUACAGCCAGCCCUCUGCAGGGGCAUCUUUGAUGUACCUUUUGAAUAGUGGACUUGUCAAGGCUGGCUGAGAGCAAUUCAGAAGCAGAACUACUAAAGAAGGCUUUAUAUCAACUGUAUGAUAGUUCCAUAAAUGGUUAGCUUCUCCCUAACCCCGCCCCCCAGUUUUUGUAAAGGGGAGUUCUAGGUUUUUUUAGCUAAGGCUUCAUUCCACUGAGGAUGCGCCAACCUUAAAUAAAUACAUAACUUGGCUACAAAAUACAGGGUUUUUUCCCUUUUUCAUCUGACUUUUUACAGUUUCAUAAUGAGAGAAAAGGGAGAGUGCUUUUCUGUGAGCUCUUUAUUCCCCAAUGGCUCUCCACAGCAUAGACUGUGGCUUAAAUUGACUUUCUUGGCAUAGAAAGAGUAGGCUAUUUUAAUAGAGGCCUUAUAUUAAUGGCACAGCAAAUGUUUUUGUUUAAUCAUAUGAAAUGUCCAGUGUAGCAUUAUUAUCAUAAAAUACUGGUGUACAGCUACACACACCUUUGAUUUAUCUGGAAAAUGAUUAUCACAAUCCAUUCUGUUGAGGGAAUUGUCUUCUGGCUCAGUUUCUUUCAGAAUUACACAUAAAUGAGGUUCCAGUUAGUGGCAGAUAUUUCAAUUAAGACUAUAUUCUUGCUCUUUAGACUUCAGUAUUUAGCUCUGAUGCUCUGUCCAGUAUUGUCAGGUUUGCUGGUGGGACAGAGAAAGCUAACAGUAGAAUUUUGCUUGACUGAUUUGCAUCAUUGGAGUAAAAGUGAGUUUGAGACUAUCUUAUUUACAAAAAUGUAGUAGAAUUAUGUUAUCCACUUGCACUACUGCUUGCACCACUUGCACUAGGGCACUUCUGCUGUAUUUUAAUAAGUGCAUAAAAAGAUACAUAGUGAUGGGAUAUAGUAAAGUUUCUUAGGACUUUGGAUGCAAUGACUUCUGGUAAAAGUAUUUCAAGUCACUUACUGAACUCCUUUCAAUCCUAUUUUCAUUUCCUGCUGCUGACUUUCUCUUUUUUUCUUCCUUUCUUUGUCUAUUGCAUUGGCAUUAAUAAACUGUACUUGUACUUGUACUUGUAAUUCAGACACUAAUGUGCUAACACCUAUUAAUUCUUACUGUUUUGGAAUUAAGCCGCUCCUGAUUUCACCCAUUUCUUACUGGUCUAGUCCACAAAAAUAUGUUCUGUUAUAUGGAAACACAAAACACUAAUUCAGGCUUUGUAACAAAUAAGUGAAAUAUGUUUUUCAAUAUCACUUUGAAAUAGAAGUCAGUUUAAUUAAUGCUAAAUUAUAAUCUAACCCCCCAGGGCUCUUAUGACACCCAUAUACACAUUAAAUAAGUUCAUCGUGAUUAAUAUUAUGAUAUUUAACAAUAGAAUGAAACCUGAUUUUACUGUUUGAGAGCAUAUUUAUCUUCUUUACUCUAAUCAUUGUAUUAUUUCUCCCAAACACAGGUUUUUGAUUUUAGUCUGACGGAAGAAGAUCUGGAAUUUUUAGAUUCUUUGAACAUCAA
Mauremys mutica (yellowpond turtle) is the source of this 2773-nucleotide messenger RNA. RefSeq lists its product as uncharacterized. The record is from RefSeq and is a predicted model, not a curated record. Gene Ontology annotation, molecular function: oxidoreductase activity. The coding region runs from base 42 to 986 and encodes 314 amino acids. NCBI's taxonomy places the organism in Eukaryota, Metazoa, Chordata, Testudines, Geoemydidae. The transcript has 7 exons.